Molecule: messenger RNA, 624 nt
Organism: Callorhinchus milii (elephant shark)
Lineage: Eukaryota; Metazoa; Chordata; Chondrichthyes; Chimaeriformes; Callorhinchidae
Gene: aanat2
Product: arylalkylamine N-acetyltransferase 2
Biological process (GO): circadian rhythm; response to light stimulus
Cellular component (GO): cytoplasm
Molecular function (GO): aralkylamine N-acetyltransferase activity
Source: RefSeq, marked provisional
AUGGCCACAGCGAGCGCCUCCUCUCCCUUCCUCAAGCCCUUCGCUCUCAGAUACUCGGUGGGCUCCAGCCCGGGUCGUCAGAGACGCCACACGCUGCCGGCCAGCGAGUUCAGAAACCUGAGUCUCCAGGAUGCCAUCAGCGUCUUUGAAAUUGAACGUGAAGCUUUUAUUUCCGUCUCGGGAGAGUGCCCUUUGCACAUGGAUGAAGUGAGACACUUUCUCGAGCUGUGUCCGGAGCUGUCGCUGGGCUGGUUUGAGGAGGGCAGACUAGUAGCCUUUGUCAUUGGCUCGGGAUGGGACAAGGAGAAACUUUCACAGGAUGCCUUGACCAUUCACGUUCCGGACGCUCCCACCGUCCACAUCCAUGUGCUGGCCGUCCACCACAAGUGCCGUCAGCAGGGGAAAGGCUCCAUCAUCCUGUGGCGGUACUUGCAGUAUCUACGGUGCCUGGCCAUGGUCAAGCGGGCCGUCCUCAUGUGCGAGGACUUCCUGAUCCCUUUCUACCAGAAAGCCGGCUUCAAGGACAUCGGACCGUCCGGCGUGGCGGUGGGCCCGUUAACGUUCACCGAGAUGGAAUACACGCUCGGAGGAGGAGCUUACCUGCGCAGAAAUAGCGGCUGCUAA